AUGGGUUCUAAAACACCAGAUGAGCAUCAGCAAGAUCCAGAUGGAUCGUCCGCUGAUGCAAUUGCCGACAUCAAUCCUCCCAAGCCAGCAGCAGCGACUGGCCUCGUUUCCGGUGUGCUUGAAGGGCAGGAUGAAGACGGUGACGGCGAUGGAGGAGACGACCGCGUUGGAUGCGACUUGAAUACCGACAACAGUGAGUCAGAUCAGCCUGAACAAAUNAGCAUUGUUUCUGAUUACAACUCAGACAAGACUAAGAAGAAGAGAAAGAACAAGAAGAAGAAGAAGCUUCGUGGUGGCCAGCAGACAGCACCACCCAGGGUCGCGCUUGCCAAUAUUUUCCAUGGCAACAAGUACCCCGAGGGCGAGAUUGUCGAGUACACACCUCGCAACGACAAUCUGCAGCGAACCACUUGUGCAGAGCUCCGUCAUCAAGAUGCCAUCAAAAACAUGGACGAUGAAUUUCUGAACGACUACCGUAAGGCCGCCGAGGUCCAUCGCCAAGUCCGCCAGUACGUACAGACAAUCGCCAAACCAGGUGUCACGAUGAGCCAGCUCGCCGACGAGGUUGAAGAAGGCGUCCGAUCAUUGGUGGGCCAUCAAGGUCUUGAGGCCGGAGAUGCACUCAAGGCCGGCAUGGGCUUUCCCACUGGCUUGUGCCUGAACAAUGUUGGGGCACACUGGACUCCCAACCCCGGAGGCAAGGAAGUCGUGCUUCAGUAUGACGAUGUCCUGAAAGUGGACUUUGGUGUCCACGUGAACGGCCGCAUUGUCGACAGCGCGUUUACCGUGGCUGCUAAUCCUGUCUAUGACAACUUGCUCACUGCUGUCAAGGGAGCCACCAAUACUGGACUCAAGGUAAGUCGACUCGAACGCAAAUGUCUGUACGCGAGCUCAGUGGUUCUANNGGAAGCUGGUAUCGAUGCCAGGAUCGAUCAAAUCAGCGAAGACGUUCAAGAAGUCAUGGAGAGCUACGAGGUCGAACUCAACGGCAAGACCAUCCCUGUCAAAGCGGUCCGAAACAUCACUGGCCACAACAUCUUACGCUACAAGAUCCAUGGCGACAAGCAGGUUCCUUUCGUCAAGACCGAGACAGACCAACGCAUGGAGGAAGGCGACAUCUUUGCCAUCGAGACCUUCGGUACCACCGGAAAUGGUUACCUCACAGACGACAUUGGUAUCUACGGCUAUGGUCGCAACGAAAAUGCUCGUCCUAAAGGCCUGCAGUUUGCAUCGGCCAAGUCGUUACUCAAGACCAUCGAUGAUAACUUUGGGACACUCGUCUUCUCCCGGCGCUACCUUGAGCAUUUGGGCGUGAAGAACUACCAUCUAGGUAUGAAGUCACUCAUUGCUAGUGGCGUCGUUGAGGACUAUGCGCCUUUGGUCGAUAUCCCUGGAUCUUAUAUCGCUCAGUUCGAGCAUACUGUCCUGCUCAGACCCAACUGCAAAGAAGUCAUCUCUCGCGGAGACGACUAUUAG
This is a messenger RNA of Aureobasidium vineae, 1476 nucleotides long. NCBI's taxonomy places the organism in Eukaryota, Fungi, Ascomycota, Dothideomycetes, Dothideales, Saccotheciaceae. The record is from the annotation of a GenBank genome assembly.